AUGUCCCCCACCCUCACAGCCCUGCUCUGCCUUGGGCUGAGUCUGGGCCCCGGGACCCGAGGGCAGCAAGGGACCCUCCCCAAGCCCACCCUGUGGGCUGAGCCAGGAUCUGUGAUCACCUGGGGGAGGCCAGUGACACUCUGGUGUGAGGGGACCCUGGAGGCCCAGGAGUACCGUCUGGAGAAAGAUGGAAGCUCAGUGCCCUGGGGCACAAGGAUCCCACAGAAGACCAGGAACAAGGUCAAGUUCCCCAUCCCAACCAUGACACAGCACCAUGCAGGGCGAUAUCAAUGCUACUAUCACAGCCCUGCUGGCUGGUCAGAGCACAGUGACCCCCUGGAGCUGGUGGUGACAGGAUCCUACAGCAAACCCAGGCUCUCAGCCCUGCCCAGCCCUGUGGUGACCUCAGGAGGGAAUGUGACCCUCCAGUGUGGCUCACGGCAGGGAUAUGGCAGCUUUGUUCUCACUAAGGAAGGAGGCCACACGCUCACCUGGACCCUGGACUCACAGCAAGACCCCAGUGGGCAGUUCCAGGCCCAGUUCCCUGUGGGCCCCGUGACCCCCAGCCACAGGUGGACAUUCACAUGCUAUGGCAGUUACAGGACAACACCCCAGGUGUGGUCAGAACCCAGUGACCCCCUGGAGCUCCAGGUCUCAGGGCUGUCCAGGAAGCCCUCCCUCCUGACCCAGCACAGCCCAGUCCUGGACCCUGGGGAGAACCUGACCCUCCAGUGUCACUCAGACUUUGGCUAUGACAGAUUUGCUCUGUCCAAGGAGGGCGGACAGGACCUCCCACAGCUCCCUGGCCAGCAGCUCCAGGCUGGGCUGUCUCAGGCCACCUUCCUUCUGGGCCCUGUGAGAGGCUCUCAUGGGGGUCGGUACAGAUGCUACGGUGGACACAGGCUCUCCUCUGAGUGGUCAGCCCCCAGUGACCCCCUGGACAUCCUGGUCACAGGACAGCUCCCUGCCACACCCUCCCUCUCAGUGCAGCCGGGUCCCACAGUGUCCUCAGGAGAGAACGUGACCCUGCUGUGUCAAUCAAGGAUCCAGUGGGACACCUUCCUUCUGGUCAAGGAGGGGGCAGCUGAUCCCCCCCUGCGUCUGAGACCAGAGUCCAGAGCUCCAGGGUUCCAGGCAGAAUUCUCCAUGAGAGCUGUGACCUCAGCCCUGGCGGGGACCUACAGGUGCUAUGGGUCUCAAAGCUCAUCCCCCUACCUGCUGUCAUGGCCCAGUGCCCCCGUGGUCCUGGUGGUCUCAGGGUCCACUGGGUCCUCCAGCAUGCAACCCAGCCCUCACCUCCCACCCACCCCUGGAGGCCCUGAGGAGCAGCCCCUCAACUCCAUGGGCCCAGGACCUCAGAGUGGACUGGGAAGGCUGCUGCAGGUUCUGGUCGGGGUCUCAGUGGCCUUCCUCCUGCUGCUCCUCCUGCUCCUCCUCCUCCUCCUCCUCCGGCAUCAGAGCAGACGCAGGAAGGCGGCCCAGACAGAGGCUGGCCUCCAGGGACCUGCAGGGCCCACAGAGGCAGAGCCCCAGGACAGCGGCCUGCAGAAGAGGUCCAGCCCAGCCGCUGCCGCCCAGGAACAACACCUCUAUGCUGCUGUGAAGGACCCGCAGCCCGAGGUCGGGGUGGAGCUGGACAGUCGGAGCCCACCUGACGGGGACCCCAAGGGAGCAACAUACGCCCAGGUGAAGCACUCAGGACUCAGGAGGGACGGGAGCUGCCCUCUUCCCCCACUGUCGGGGCAGUUCCUGGGCACAGAGGAUGCAGAGGACAGACACAUGGACACUCAGGCUGCUGCACCUGAAGGUCCCCAGGACAUGACCUACGCCCAGUUGUGCAGCGUGACCCUCAGACGGGGGGCGGCCGCCCCCACUUCCUCCCAGGCAGAGCAGCCCCCAGCGGAGCCCAGUGUGUAUGCUGCUCUGGCCCCACUCACCCGGGGGCUGCCCCAGAGGACUCGCACUAGUGACUCCAGCCAGCCGACCGCCUAACGCUCCAGACUCCAGAACUCCUGAGACUCGCCUGACUCAACAUCAGAGAUGACCUACCUCCCUACAUCUUGCAAAUAAAGCCAGAGGUUUCUCAGUAAUCAGUGAGUAGACGGAGAACCAAGCAGAGGGAGAGGUGUCUUGACAUGACUGACGAUGAUAAUGGGACACAUCGAACUGGGAAGUGAGACUAAGGACCUUGCUGGUUGUAUCAGGAUGCGGGUUUUGCUUUGGUUUGGUUUUGGUUUGGGUUUUUGUACCAGGGAUUGAACCCAGGGGUGCUUGCCCACUGAGCCACAACCCCAGCACUUUUUAUAUUUUAUUUAUAAAUGGGGUCUCACUCGUUUGCUAGACCUGGCUAAGUUGCUGAGGCUGGCCUUGAACUCACAAUCCUCCUCCCUCAGCCUCCCCUGUUGCUCUGAUAACAGGUAUGAGCCUCCA
Molecule: messenger RNA, 2430 nt
Organism: Sciurus carolinensis (gray squirrel)
Lineage: Eukaryota; Metazoa; Chordata; Mammalia; Rodentia; Sciuridae
Product: leukocyte immunoglobulin-like receptor subfamily A member 6
Exons: 14
Coding region: 1-1992 (663 amino acids)
Biological process (GO): cytokine-mediated signaling pathway
Molecular function (GO): inhibitory MHC class I receptor activity
Source: RefSeq, a predicted model, not a curated record